AUGACCGUGCCACGCAUGCCCGUGCCAAACCGCCCCGUUGCUGAGCAUUACCCGUGUCACAUGACCCCGUGCCACAUUACCCGUGUCACGCUUGCCGUGCCACAUUACCCGUGCCACAUUACCCGUGUCACACAUGACCCCGUGCCACAUUACCCUGUGCCACAUUACCCCGUGCCGCCACAUGGCCCGUUGCCGCAUUACCCAUGCACACACAUUGCCGUGUCACAUGACCCCGUGCCACAAUACCCGUGUCACGCUGGCCCGUGCCACAUUACCCGUGCCACACGUUACCCGUGUCACACCUUGACCCGUGCCACACGUACCCUGUGCCACACAUUACCCUGUCUUACACAUUACCCCGUUCCGCAUUACCCUGUGCCACACUUACCCCAUGCCACCACAUUGCCCGUGCCACAUUUACCCAGUGCCACGUUACCCGUGCCACACAUGACCCCGUGCCACGCAUUGCCCGUGUCACACGUGCCACAUUACCCCGUGACACAUUACCCGUGUCACACAUGA
Molecule: messenger RNA, 522 nt
Organism: Homarus americanus (American lobster)
Lineage: Eukaryota; Metazoa; Arthropoda; Malacostraca; Decapoda; Nephropidae
Exons: 1
Coding region: 1-522 (173 amino acids)
Source: RefSeq, a predicted model, not a curated record